UGUCACUGAUUACUGUACUAAUCUCUACUGUCUGACCGGAAAUUGGUGAGUACUGCUCACAUGAUCACUAAGGUAUUUUUUGUGGGUUGUACGGUGCGGAAUUGUUCAAUCGUCGAGAAACCAACGAUGAUCAUCUUGAGGUCCACACCGCAGUGUAUAAUUAAUAAUUUGUGGUUAAACCCAAUUUUUUGCAGUACUUAAGUGAUUUUCAUCAUUGUAUUUGUUGGGACAUUCCAAUAUCUCGAGCAAUUAUUUAGAAAGUUGUGCAUUGAGUAAUUAUUCCCUUCAUUUCUACCCUAUCAAUGAUGAGUUUAGCCCUGAGUGAUAUAUCAGAUAAAUCACUAACUCAACCUCAAUCACAAUCUCAAUCUUCUCAUCAUCAAAGUCCUGAUGAGAAUAAUGUGGGUGGUUCACCUACUAGUGGUGGUGCAAAGAAUUUUUCUAGAACUCCAACUUCAUGGGAUGCUGAAGAUGAUAUACUAUUAAUGCAUCUUAAGGAUCAACAGAAAUUAGGAUGGAAAGAAAUCGCUAGUCAUUUUAAUAAUAGAACUCCUAAUGCUUGUCAAUUCAGAUGGAGAAGAUUAAAAUCAGGAAAUUUAAAAAAUCCUCCUAAAUCAGCAGCUGCUUUAGGAUCUCAGAUCCCGGCAAGACCAUUAAAUGAUCAAAAGAAACCAAAGAAACAACCCAUAUCAUCUUUAAAACAAGAAACAACUAGUUCAUUCCAAGGAGCUUAUUCUCCCUUAUCAAGUGCCACAUUUACUGGUUACGAUAAUAAUAUAUCAAAUGCUUUAGCUGGAUUAAAUGCAUUAUCCAAUUCUCCCUCUCACAUUUCGAGUCCACUUCCAAAUUAUAAUAUAUCAUCACAAACAAAUCCAUCAACUCCGGGUUUAAAUUCUCCUCGAUUAAAUAAUGGAAGUACAAAUGGAUCGGGUAAUCAUCACAACAACGAUAACAAUAAUAAUAAUAAUAACUCUAGUACCAGUACAAAUAAUAGUAAUAAUAAUAAUAAUGACAUUGGUGGUCCAGGUCACUUAAAUCAUACAACUUACGACAAUUCUCCAAAGACUGAAGUGCUAGAUCCUCAAACAAGAAAUAAUGCUCCUGGAAAUAAUGCUACUGGAGGGUAUUAUACAGAUAUAUCAAUUGAUCCAACAAUGAAUUUACCUCAUAAUCAACCUCAUCCUCAAACUCCAUCAGCAAUAACUCCUAGAAAUUCUACUUCACAAGCUUCAACAAAUUCAGUAGGGGUAUCUACUAGUACUGGAUUACAACAUAAUAAUUCUAUUAUUCAAAUAGUAAGAGACGAUAGAAAUUCUGUGUCUUCAUUACGAGCUUCUGUAUCUUCACUACCUUCAAAAUCUAUGAAUAUUCCUCAUCAUCAACUGAAUAGUUUGGCUCAUUUACCAAUUUUAUUUGGUGGAGCUGGAGGAAGUAUUAGUGGACCAUCAAGAAAUUCAAGUAUUAGUGGAUCAGCUGGUAUUCAACAAACUACAGUUUCAAGUUUAAGAAAUGGUAGUAUAGGUAGUGGACUGGGAUAUUAUUCUAGAUCAGGAUCAGUUGUUAUUCCAUAUAAUGCAGAUAAAAAAGAAGAAGAUUUAUUAAAAGUUGAUCGUAAAAAAGAUAAUUCAAAUCCUUCAUCAGUUACUAGAAGAGUUAUUAAAACUAAAAAGAAUAGAUCAAAUACUUCGAAAACUUCAAAUCCAGUAUUAAAUAUUCCAUGGACUAUGGAAGAAGAUGAAUUAUUAAUAAAUCGUCGUAAUCGAGAAUUAUCAUUUGCAGAAUUAUCUAUCUUAUUACCUCAAAGAACAGAAGGAGAGAUUUGGUCUAGGAUAGAUUAUUUAGAAAAAUUAAGAAAUGGUCAUCGAGCUACAGCUGUUCGAGAGCAUAGAAGAAGAAGACAAUCAUCAAUUGGAUUAGAUGAUGUUGAUGAUUUCUAUGAUGUAGAUGAUGUAAUUGGUGGAAUAGGUAGUGAAGAAGAUGAUGAUGAAGAUGAAGAUGAAGAUGUAUUGGUUGAUGUUGAUGAUUCCAUUGGAAGUUCAAGAAAGAGAAAGAAGAGAAGAGCCAGUUCAGCUGUUAAUCCAUUAACAGUGACUGAUUCAAUUAGAAGAAGAUUAAGAUGAUUUAAGAUGAUGAUGAUUGUAAUAUUAACAGACAAACCCGCAAACUCGAAGACAUAACAUUUAUGUUUGUCCCAAA
This is a messenger RNA of Scheffersomyces amazonensis, 2196 nucleotides long. RefSeq names its product Dot6p (gene DOT6). The transcript has a single exon. The record is from RefSeq and is a predicted model, not a curated record. NCBI's taxonomy places the organism in Eukaryota, Fungi, Ascomycota, Pichiomycetes, Serinales, Debaryomycetaceae. The coding region runs from base 303 to 2120 and encodes 605 amino acids.